CACAACUUUGUUUUUCGUGUGCGGCUAUAGUUUGUGCAGCGAUCGGAUUCGGCUUUUCCACUUAAUUGCCUUCGUACACGCGGUCCUUUAGUGAUACAGCUUCAGGAUGACCGAUGCAAACCUACCAAAUGUGUGCGGCCUGCAACUGCGGCCACUUACGAAGGAAAACAUCCUGUACUACUACUUUCCGCUGAAGGGUAUGGUCAGUUACGCUGCGCUAUCGGUCAACGUAAUGAAUCCAUCGAUUGCGAUCAAGCUGCUCCCAAAGCGAGACGUUACCAAUUUUCUGCUGAUUCAUACCGUCCUCGGUACAUCGCUGUACUUCUACAGCCGGCCACACCUGAAGGGUGUUUCGACAAACAAGCGGAUGGCCAUUAGUGUUUGCGGUUCCGUGCUGUUUAGUUUCGGAUCGGUGCUGGUUUGGGCCGUGCUUCGGUCGACAGUUCCCCGCAACCAGGGCUUAGCGACCGCGCUGGGUCUUUCGUCCGGUGUGCUGAUGGCAAAGCUGGCUUACGAUUACCUAAAGACCAACGAUAGCCAAGCGGUUGUGAAGAAAAACUAAAAGCAAUCGUCUGUAAGGCUCUUGCAACUUUAACGAGCGCAUCUUCGACAAUACGACGAUAUUGCUACGAUUGGUGCAAAGCAACUGUUUUCGCUGCGUCGAAAUAGUGGAGGGAAAUGAUUAGUUGUACCUUCGAACGUCAUGAAAUACACCAACAUCUUUUGCUGUUUCUAUUAUGUUAAA
Anopheles bellator is the source of this 745-nucleotide messenger RNA. RefSeq lists its product as uncharacterized. NCBI's taxonomy places the organism in Eukaryota, Metazoa, Arthropoda, Insecta, Diptera, Culicidae. The transcript has 2 exons. The record is from RefSeq and is a predicted model, not a curated record. The coding region runs from base 107 to 562 and encodes 151 amino acids.